Molecule: messenger RNA, 1550 nt
Organism: Cokeromyces recurvatus
Lineage: Eukaryota; Fungi; Mucoromycota; Mucoromycetes; Mucorales; Mucoraceae
Exons: 6
Coding region: 189-1325 (378 amino acids)
Biological process (GO): microtubule-based movement
Molecular function (GO): ATP binding; microtubule motor activity; microtubule binding
Source: RefSeq, a predicted model, not a curated record
UUAGUAUUGAAAAGAAAGAAAAUGAGAACUUGAUAUUAGCAAAACAAAAACUUGAAUCAGAAUUUAAAGAAAUCGAUCAAUUUUUAAACGCAAAACGAGAGCAAAAAGAGAAUCUUUCUGCGAGUGUAAAUAAUUAUAAUGAAGAGUGUAAGAGACUUGAUGAAGUUGAAGAAGAAAAACAUAAAUAUAUGGCAAUGCUUGAACGUCAAUUACUAGAGGAUGAAAGAAAGCGAAGAAGCUAUCACGAUAAACUUCAAGAAUUAAAGGGCAAUAUUAGAGUAUUCUGUCGUGUUCGUCCUGCUUUAGAUACAAAAAAAGACGUGGCAUCUAUAAGAUAUUUUGGUGAAGAUAAUGAAAGUAUAGAACUUGUCGAAAAAAUGUCUUCUACGCUAGGAAAUGUAACAACCAAAACACAUACAUUUACCUUUGAUAGAGUAUUUUCUCCAGAAUCUACGCAAAAGGAAUGUUAUGAAGAAAUAGAACAGCUUGUCCAAUCUUCUCUAGAUGGUUUUCAUGUAUCUAUUUUUGCAUAUGGUCAAACUGGUAGUGGUAAAACCUAUACCAUGCAAGGUCCUUCUUUAUCAAAUGAAGAAACGACUGGUAUGAUUCCUCGUGCCGUAAGUCAAAUAUAUGAUGUUGCUCAAAAGCUAAAUCAAUUUGGCUGGAAAUAUACAAUGGAAGGACAAUUUUUAGAAAUAUAUAAUGAAGUGAUUCAUGAUUUACUUGGAGACACUUUUAAUUAUGGCAAAAUUAAACAUGAAAUUCAUCAUGAUAGUGGAACAGGCAAGACGUCAGUUACAAAUAUGACUCGUGUUCAACUUGAUUCUCCUGCCAAGUUGAAAAUGAUGCUUAAAAAAGCGACACAAAACCGUGCCACAGGUGCUACAAAUUUAAAUGAAAGAUCUUCUCGUAGUCAUAGUGUAUUUACCUUACGACUUAAUGGAUAUAAUGAAGUGACAGGUGAGACUACAGAGGGUGUCUUGAAUUUAAUUGAUUUAGCUGGUUCAGAAAGAUUAGCUGUUUCUGGAUCAGUGGGUGAUCGUCUUCGUGAAACUCAAGCGAUUAAUAAAAGUUUAAGUUGCCUUGGUGAUGUAAUCCAAGCUCUUGUGAACAAAAAGAAUGAUAAUGGAUUUGUACCCUAUCGAAAUUCAAAGCUAACCUAUUUACUUCAAAAUUCACUAGGAGGUAACUGUAAAACAUUAAUGUUUGUUAAUAUGUCUCCUUUAGUUGAACACUUUGGUGAAAGCCUUUGUUCUUUAAGAUUUGCACAAAAGGUCAACAAUUGUAGAGUACCUACUGCUAAGAAAAUAAACAGUAAAAACUAAGUCACAUACACACAUAUCUAUAUAACUACAAGCAAUCAUUAUCCUAUUUUAAAUCUAUGCACAUCAUUUUCAAAAAAAAAAGAAAAGAAUACUUAUUUAUAUCAUUUUAAUACUACAUUUAUAAGAUGAUAAAGACACAAUUACAAGAUAUGUAAUUUAUUAGUUAUAUGUGAAUAUAUUAAAAGACCCUUUUUUUUUUAAAUAUAAAUAUAUGCUUACUUGCAG